Molecule: messenger RNA, 1570 nt
Organism: Tarenaya hassleriana
Lineage: Eukaryota; Viridiplantae; Streptophyta; Magnoliopsida; Brassicales; Cleomaceae
Product: mitochondrial fission protein ELM1
Exons: 11
Coding region: 120-1370 (416 amino acids)
Biological process (GO): mitochondrial fission
Cellular component (GO): mitochondrial outer membrane
Source: RefSeq, a predicted model, not a curated record
UGUUUCGGUUUUGGGGAGUUGCGGUCUAUUUGCUUUUUAGCCCGGUCUGAUCCGGUACGGUUCUGGGGAGUUGCGGUUUGUACGUUAACCGAAGCCCGGGAAUCCUCCAUUCCACUCCAAUGCGACCAGUUCGGCUGCCGGCUUUUGCAGUUGGUUCCACUGGUUCGCCGGAGAAAACCUCCGGCGUUAUCAGACGAGCACUUGUGGUUGGAAACGGUUGCGCCGGUGCGGAGAACCAGUGUAUCGGCCUUGUUCGUGCUCUAGGCCUCGCCGAUCGCUACAUCUUAUAUAGAGUCACUAGGCCACGAGGAGGUAUCAACAGGUGGCUUCAAUGGCUUCCGAUCUCUCUCCACAAAAGACUCGAUUGUGUAAUUGGCAAAAUUCGCGCUGGAUUCGCCAAUAAAGCAAAGGACACAAUCGUUUAUGCGGAUGGAAGAUCCGGUGGAAUGUUGGGCGUUUUUCCGGAAGCUGAUGAGAAGCAGAUUGCUGCCAUGGCUCGUAGUACGUUCGACAAGAAUGGCCCCUUGUUAGUGGUGGCAUCUGGUCAUGACACCAUUUCUGUUGCAAGCUCCAUUAAACGACUAGCUCGGGACAAUGUCUUUGUUGUUCAGGUGCAACAUCCUAGGUCAAAUCUUGAGAGAUUUGAUCUAGUGAUUACACCUCGUCAUGAUUAUUACCCUUUAACUCUGGAGGGGCAGAGGCAAAUUCCCACUUUUCUUCGGGCAUGGGUAACUCCACGUGAACCUCCCGGUAGAAAUGUGUUUCUGACCGCUGGGGCUCUCCAUAAGGCUGAUUCUUCUGCCCUAAGAAGUGCAGCUUUGGCAUGGCAGAAUGAGCUGAUUCCGCUACCGAAGCCUUUGGUUGUGGUCAAUAUUGGAGGACCUACAAGAAACUGUUUUUAUGGUGUUGAUCUUGCGAAGCAGUUGUGUGCUAUGCUUCAAAGUGUCCUCUGGAGUUGUGGAAGCGUAAGAAUUUCUUUCUCAAGAAGGACACCCGAACAGGUAUCAGAAAUUGUAAUUAAAGAAUUUAGCUUGAAUUCUAAGGUCUACAUUUGGAACGGCCAAGGACCUAACCCACACAUGGGUCAUCUAGCAUUGGGGGAUGCUUUUAUUAUAACCGCUGACUCAGUCAGUAUGUUGAGUGAGGCAUGUAGUACUGGGAAACCGGUGUAUGUUGUGGGGGCUGAGCAGUGCACGUGGAAAUUUGCAGACUUCCAGAAGACCCUCCAUGAAAGAGGAGCUGUUCGUCGGUUUACUGGCAAAGAAGAUAUAUCUAAGAGGUGGAGCUAUUCUCCUCUCGACGAUAACAAAGUAGCUGCAAGACGGGUUCUCAAGGAUCUUGCCAAGCGCGGAUGGACAGUCAAGACAUGACUACUCCACUUGGAGUUAAUGUUCUUUCUUAUUGUGUGGCAUGCGGAAAUCGAACUCGUGGAUGUAGGUUUGGCUCAGAGCAGGUAAGCCCCCCCUGUAAGAACAAAUUUUUGCAGGGUUUUUGCUUAUGUAAAAUGCUAUUGCAUAGCAAUGGAGAAUUAUAUGGUUUAUGAAUCAAAGUGAAUAUAUAUAUAUAUAUA